Molecule: messenger RNA, 780 nt
Organism: Metarhizium album ARSEF 1941
Lineage: Eukaryota; Fungi; Ascomycota; Sordariomycetes; Hypocreales; Clavicipitaceae
Product: Nuclear pore complex component
Exons: 2
Coding region: 1-780 (259 amino acids)
Biological process (GO): spindle pole body duplication; protein import into nucleus
Cellular component (GO): nuclear pore transmembrane ring; nuclear outer membrane
Source: RefSeq, a predicted model, not a curated record
AUGUCGACUCCUGUUCCGUCGACACCCACAAAGGCAUCGCCCGCCGUUGACAGUCCCGGCACAUGGCGGCAUCCGCGAUUGAAUGAGAUCACACAAAGGCAGAGUGCAACAAGUUUCUCCGAGAAAAAUGUUCGGCACAUAGCCUACAACAUAGUUGCCUUGUUAGCCAUGUGGGCUCUCCGUCUGCUUGUGAGAAUGAAGAUGAACCCCCAUAUUGUCUCCAGCACAUUCCGAACGUAUCUGAGCUGGGCGUGGCUCGUCUUUCAAUUCAUCCCAUUUAUCCAGAUCUGCCUUGCCUGUCUACCUCUUGUGCGCGCAAAAGACGACCUCUCAGACAUCCCCUUGACUGCCGGCCAGCGAAAGCUGCUGGGUCUUCCGCCGUCUUCGGCGCCCCCGACGCCAGAUGCCAAGUUCAGUACUCCACCACGGUACUCAAGGACGCCUUCGAUUGCGGGAUCUGUUGGGAGCAGAGGAAGCUAUGCCAGCUCGCCGUUGUCCGGACGAGGAAGCCCGCUUAUUCAGGGCUCUUUUGGGGCUUCCGGCUCCCAAUACUCCCCAGUCGGCAGUCCGCUCCUGCAAAAGAGCAUCGGUGAGCUAGGCAAUAGCCGACGGGCAUCUUUUGGAUCAGGUAGUCCGUUUGGCUUGGGUACGUCGGCAAACUUGUUUUCGGACCCGGCUUCUCCUAGCCACACUGGAGGCAAGAGGACUAGCGUGGGGCUGAAUAGCAAAUGGCUCUAUGAGAGGGGAAGACGAUCCUCUAGCAGUGCCUGGCUUCAUUAG